AUGAGUGCGUUUGGUGGUAGUAGUACCCCUUUGGGUGCGCCACCGGCGGGUUCGACAUCUAACACAGGCACAACUGCUCAACCAAGUCUCUUCGGAAAUGCCGCUACUUCGGCGAACGCAUCAGGAUCCGGUACGGGAUCUCCUGCACCUUCCAAUUUCUUUGCAAUUCCUCCAGGGAUUGGUGCCUCUGGUAGUAGCGGCGCAAACACCCCAAAGCCAAGUCUCUUCGGAGGGGGAGGGACAACCACUCCAACGCCUAAUGCGUUUUCAGGAUUGACUACUACCCCCAAUGCAUUCUCAGGGGCAGCGGGGAGUACGUUUGGAGGAGGAAGCGCAGGCGGAGGAACGAACGCUGCGACGCCCAAUGCGUUUUCAGGGCUGAAGAUCACUCCCAAUGCAUUCGCAGGUUUGGGGUCAGCAACCAGUGCAUUUGGAGGAGGAGGAGGAGGAGGAGGAGCAACCAGUGCAUUCGGAGGAGGAGGAGGAGGAGGAGGAGCAAUCAGUGCAUUCGGAGGGGGAGGAGGAGCAACCAGUGCAUUCGGAGGAGGGGGAGGGGGAGGAGGAAGCGCCAGCACCUCCACACCAAGUGCGUUUGGAGGACUGGGAGCCGGGAACACGUCAAUGCCUACUGCAGUCGGCAGUGGGCUAGGGGCGGGCACCUCCACGCCAGGUGUGUCUGGAGGAACGGGAGGCGCAGGUACCUCUACUCCCAGUCUGCUUUCAAGACUGGGAGAAGCGAACACUUCAACACCCAGUGGAACGGGGGGAGCGAACACCUCCACCCCCAGCCCGUUCGGUGGAUUGGGAGUCACAAACACGACAACACCCAGCCCGUUUGCAGGUCUGGGAGGAGGGAGCACCUCAACACCGAGCGCAUUUGGAGGAGGGGCAUCAAAGCCCAAUCUUUUUGGAAAUAUAGGUGCCUCUACGAGCACUCCGACUACGAAUACAACGUCCACUGCUAUCCCCAAUUUCUUUGCCAAACCACCAGAGAACAAGGAUACACCUGCGUCAACCUUAUCCGGUUUUGGCAUCUUGGGGCAGGGACAGAAGAAUGCCGGCACUGCAGCAGGAGAAAAGAAGGACACCGCACCACGUAUUCCAAAUUUCUUCGGAAAUAAGGCCACCAGUAGCACUGCCACCGAGAAGAAAGAUUCUGCUGCCCCUCCCAUGCUUGGCCUCUUUGGAUCUAAGGAUACUGGAGCGGCCACGGCUGAGAAGAAGGACGGUGCUCCAGCGUCGCUCCCAACGUUCAAUCUCUUUCCACCUAAGGAUGCAGCGUCAAAAAAUACACAACCGAUCUCAUCGUUUGCUCUCGGAUCAACCACCGCAAACAAAGACGGCGACAAGUCGAAAGCCCCCUCAACGACACCGGGUGCUACAGCUGGAGCUGCUGCUCAGGCGUUAGGUGCUACUACGACGGCCGCGGGGUUGAUCGCGUUUCCACCUCCGUCAGUCCUGCGGGGAAAGACAAUCGAAGAGAUUGUCAACCGGUGGACGAACGAGAUCGAUUUGCAUGUGCACGAGUUCAACAAGUUCGCCGGCGAGGUUGCCGUGUGGGACCGUGCACUGAUAGACAAUGGCAAUAACCUGGCAGCAUUGUAUGCUCUUGUGCUCGCAGCAGAGCGGGAGCAAAACGACAUUGACCAGUCGCUCGACCACAUCGAACAGCAACAGAGAGAUCUCGGAGGUGCCUUGGAGGCGUACGAAAGGUCGACAGAUGAAGUUCUGGGCGGCCGAGGCAGCAAUUUGCGCGCACUGGACACUGGACCUGCCGACACCGAGCGGGACAAGAAUUACAUGCUUGCGACGGAACUGCAUGGCCACCUCGACGACCUCUCGGGCUCGCUGACACAAAUGAUCGACGCGGUCAAUGCGCUUGCCCUUCCGUCUGGUUCGACGGCCGGUGCGCCGAAAGAUGGCGGAGAGGACCCGGUGGGCCAGAUUGCACAGAUCCUGAACAGCCAUCUGGAGAGCUUGCUGUGGAUCGACGGAGCUGCGCGUGAAGUGGAGACAACGAUUAAUGACGUAGAGAAGCGUGUACGCGCAGCGGGCGACGGUAGCCUUGGUUCCACGUUCAACAAGUCUCGCGGUCCGGUCGACGUUGGUCGGUAG
Molecule: messenger RNA, 2115 nt
Organism: Sparassis crispa
Lineage: Eukaryota; Fungi; Basidiomycota; Agaricomycetes; Polyporales; Sparassidaceae
Exons: 10
Coding region: 1-2115 (704 amino acids)
Biological process (GO): protein import into nucleus; RNA export from nucleus
Cellular component (GO): nuclear pore; nuclear pore central transport channel
Molecular function (GO): structural constituent of nuclear pore; phospholipid binding
Source: RefSeq, a predicted model, not a curated record